This is a messenger RNA of Erpetoichthys calabaricus (reedfish), 6636 nucleotides long. Its product is annotated as stromal interaction molecule 1-like. Lineage: Eukaryota; Metazoa; Chordata; Cladistia; Polypteriformes; Polypteridae. Gene Ontology annotation, biological process: store-operated calcium entry; activation of store-operated calcium channel activity; intracellular calcium ion homeostasis. Gene Ontology annotation, molecular function: calcium channel regulator activity; protein binding; calcium ion binding. The transcript has 13 exons. The coding region runs from base 1657 to 4125 and encodes 822 amino acids. The record is from RefSeq and is a predicted model, not a curated record. Gene Ontology annotation, cellular component: plasma membrane; endoplasmic reticulum.
CAGUUCUUCGCGACGGCAGGCGGGACGGAGUUGCUGCUGCUGCUGCAGAGACAGGAUUAAAGCAGCACUGUGUCAGGACACUUCGGCUCUUUGAUAGACGCCGAGGAGCAUUGGAAUUUCCAGUUUAUGCUUUUUAUUUAUCAAUUUUGCCUUUUUAACAACAGUUAAUAGGAAAGAAGAUUAUUUUACGUACGCAUGUAAAGUACAGACAGAGGCCUCAUCGACUUGGACGUUUACUGUCGGGAAACUGGUUUACAUUUUUAUUUUGUCUCGGCUUCGGCUGCAGGAACUCAGCUGAGAGCGGGUUGAGCGAAAAGCAGUGACUGCAGGCACAGGGGAGAAACAGCGGGCGUGAUGGACAGCAGGAAGGCGCAGUUACUGCUCGCCAUAAAACAUACCGAAUCGGUGUGAGCAUUUUAGGGAGGUUAGCAAGUGACUCUGUCUUCUUUUCGCAGAUUUCUAUUCUACUCUUGUUAGGUUUCGAAGGACAACUGGUAUAAAAAGAAGGAAGAAUUAAAGGGGAGAUUAAGUGGUGGAUAUUAGAAGAAUGGGAAUGAACCAUUAAUAUCGCAUCCUUGGUUAAUGAGUGAGACCACCAACGUCAGAGGAACGGAAUUUACACACCUGCCUUAACCUCAUAAAUCGGACAACGUAAAGCCCUGAUGAAAGAGAGAGAGAGUUCCGUGGACCGGGCGUACCAGCGGACUACUGCAUUCUAAUCAGAUUACUUUAGCCUUGCUGGGAAGCAGCAGGACGAGUCGAGUUUUCGGAUUGGUUUCGCACUGCAGAUCGCUAGCUGCAACGUGGCCAUAUGCGCAACGUCCCGGUGUCAAAAGCGAACAGAGGUGCUUUCUAGCAAACGCAGUGUUAGGUGGGGGUGCCUGGCAAGCAGGGGCUGUUGGAUAAAAUCCAAAUAUAACUUAUUGCAUCUAACUAUAGACAUUCACACAGAGUCCCAAACGAAAACAGCGGGACAAAGAUAUACUGUUAGAAACAACUGGUAGGACCGAAGUACUUCCCAUUAUACUUAUUCUUUUGAGCAGGUUAGAGAAGAGGGGUGCGGUCUGUACUCCUGCCUAUACACAUUUCUUAUUUCAUUAGUUGAUAGUCUAUUUAAUAAUCUGUAAUAGGUUUGCUUUCAAGUGUGGACAUAUCUCUCAUUUAUUGAAUACUGAAUAUUAUUGCCCAAAGGCCAAUUUCGAAAUUGGCAUUUUCACAAAUGUAUUUUUAUGGUUAUAGAUCUAUAAAGCAAAACGGGCUAGAAGAAACAAGACACCCUCAAUUUCUUUUAUAAAUCAAAGAGCAGUUCUGUCUUUAAGAUUAGUAAUUGCAUUCAUACGCCAUAAGCCUCACCUUGAUAAUUAUUAUUGUGUAUCAAAAAGUUUUUUUUUUUUUUGUUUUUUUGCUAAAUUAAUUAGCACGCCUGGCCUCUUUAAGAAUAGUCUAAUUUUACAGAAGUCUCGACUCCAAUUUUGUACUUGUUUAAGCUUAGUUUUUAUUUACAGCGUUGAAAAAUUGUCACCGAUUGUUUUUGAUGUGUUUUUAUUCACGUUAAGACAGUUUUCAUCGUUGUGGAUAUGCAACUUCUUUGAAAUUAACGGCAACUUUCAACUUUUAUAUACAUUAUUUUUUGGCCGUUGCGAGAAAUUACUCAGGAUGGAUUUCAGCAAGAUGAUAACCCUAUGGAUUGCCUGCCUAUGUGUUUUGAACAGAAGUCACGCUGAUAAGUCGCAGACAGGCCCACUACAGCAUGCUGAUCAGGCGACAGAGCCAGGGUCCUCUGAUCUGUGCCGCAUUGAUGAACCACUUUGUCAUGAUGAAGAUGCCAUCCUUAGCUUUGAAGCCAUCCGCAGCAUCCACAAGCAAAUGGAUGAUGAUGCUAAUGGUAAUGUGGACAUGACAGAAACUGAUGGAUUUCUAAGAGAAGAUCUAAACUACCAUGACCCAAAAGCCAAACACAAUACCUUCCAUAGAGAAGAUCAGCUUAUCAGUGUGGAAGAUCUUUGGAAUGCAUGGAAGUCAUCUGAAGUAUACAACUGGACUACAGAAGAUGUGGUGGAAUGGCUUAUUGCCUAUGUGGAGCUGCCACAGUAUGAAGAGGCUUUUAGGAAAUUAGUGCUCAAUGGCAGUGCAAUGCCAAGGUUGGCUAUGAAGAAUGCUACACUGACUGGGUCUAUUUUAAAAAUGGUUGAUCGCAGUCAUGUCCAAAAACUACAGUUGAAAGCUCUUGAUACAGUGUUGUUUGGCCCACCAUUGAUAAAUCGUCACAACCACCUUAAAGACUUCAUGUUGGUGGUGUCAAUUGUUAUUGGAAUGGGAGGCUGCUGGUUUGCAUAUAUCCAGAAUCGCUACUCCAAAGAACACAUGAGGAAAAUGAUGAAAGACCUUGAGGGCCUGCAAAGAGCAGAACAGAGCCUUCACGACUUACAGCAAAAAUUACAAAUUGCGCAAGAGGAGCAUCGUACAGUUGAGGUGGAGAAGGUAACUUUGGAGCAGAAACUAAGAGAUGAAAUUAACUCAGCCAAACAGGAAGCCCAAAGAUUAAAAGAGCUGAGAGAGGGGACUGAAAAUGAACUCAGUCGACAAAAGUAUGCAGAAGAGGAGCUUGAACAGGUCCGAAUGGCACUAAAAAAAGCUGAGAAAGAGUUGGAAUCACGCUGUAGCUGGUCUCCACCUGAAUCACUACAAAAGUGGCUUCAACUCACCCAUGAAGUAGAGGUCCAGUAUUAUAAUGUCAAGAAACAAAAUGCUGAACGACAGUUGCUUCUUGCCAAGGAAGGAGCUGAAAAAAUAAAGAAGAAGAGGAACACACUGUUUGGCACAUUCCAUGUAGCACACAGCAGUUCUCUGGAUGAUGUUGAUCAUAAAAUUCUGUCAGCAAAGCAAGCAUUAAGUGAAGUGACUGCAGCUCUCAGAGAGCGAUUACACAGAUGGCAACAGAUAGAAUUCUUGACUGGUUUUACAAUUGUUAGCAACCCUGGCCUUCCUUUGCUUGCUUCGGCUCUGAACCUGGAUCCAAGUUUCAUGGGUGGCAGACCUCCACCCCAGCACUUCAUUAUGACCGAUGAUGUAGAUGAUAUGGAUGAGGAAAUGAUGUCUCCAGGAACUCUUCAAUAUGCAGCCUGGCUGAUGGACCGCAGAGUCAGCGAUCACUGGUCUAUUAGCUUGGAGAAUCAAUCGCUUUGGAAAUAUCAGGCUCCUAGCAUGCUUUCCUUGAGGCAGCGGCACAUAGACCCACAGAUGGCCAUGGGCUCCCAGAGGUUGGUAGAGAGUUGUUUUGGCCCAGGGCAGCAGGGUGAGGGAACACCUUAUCAAGCACGAGCUAGGGUGUCUCUGCGACAAGCACGCAGUCUUUCUUUGGGACAGUAUGAAACCUUUGGAUCUUCGGCUUCCACUCAUCCCUCUGUGAUCUGUGCAUCUUCCUCACCUUGUUCACCCUCUUCUUCCUGUAGCUCUUCCCCUGCUCACCCUGUAUUCCACCAUUACUCCCCCCAUUUUCAGCCAAUGGACACUAUUCCUGACCUUCCCCUUCCGGACAUCACCUAUGGAGUGCUUCAGCGAACAGAAAGCUUUGGGGAUCUGAAUCGUUCAGAUUCUGAUUCUUCCCUCUCCCAGCUUAGUGAGCAUCCUCGGCUAUCCAGCUCUUUUGGGUCUAGCUCAAAGUCACCACCCAUCAAACCUACAUCUUUCCUUCACAAUCCUUCUGCCAGAUUGGAGGAGAUACCAAUAAUUCAAAGCCACACUCCCAAUGGUGGGAAUCGACUCCAUGAAGGAGGAGGAGGAUUGACAGAGAGUCUGUGUGACAGCCCUUUAGUGAUGAAGAAGAUCUACUCUCAUGGAAUGGAAAAAUCAGCUAGUCUGGGUGAGAUCAACAGCAUAAUGGCAGGGCUUUCACAGUCUGAGUCAUCUCGGUCCUUGAGCCCCACUUCCACAGAGCCAGACACACCAUCUCCAACUGGGGAUUCCAAAGUAGGAACAGGUAGUAAAUCCAGUCGCAUCCCUCAGCUUUCAUCUAAGAAGAGCCCCAUUGAAGAAGACAGUGGCUCCACAGGAGAGGACACUGACAGUAAUGUCAGUCGAAAGAAACUCCCCAAUUUCAAAAUCUUUAAGAAACAGAAAAAGUAAUCUGUUUAGGAGUUAUAUGGCUGUUGUUUUUUAUGGAAUUGGGAUAAUUUGUUUAUGUUUGGGUAUGGGGAAAAGAAAUAUAAAAUUUAAAGGUGUUUUAUAUGUUGAAAAACAUCAGUAGAACAAGAAAACACUGGAUUGCAACUGCUUUGAACUAUGUGCUGCAAUUAAAGGAGUUUAAGAUAGCUAAAAAAUCGUGGGAGCAAUCAACAUUUCUUUUACAUUUUCAUAUGAUUAUUAUUAAUUGCACCUAUGAAAUGGGACAUAUAUGAAUGUAAAGUACUGUGUAUUCUGCAGGAAGAAGUGCCAGGUAUUUUACAAGCUUCUAAGGGAAAUGUAUCUCCAAAUAAUAUAUGUUCAUAUGGAUUUUUUGUUUGUUUGCAUGCUUUCAUUGAUUUAUUUUAGCAUAGUUUAGAUGCACUGGGUGUUAAUGGGGAAAAAAAAGAAAAAAUUUACAGUUACAUGAAAAAUUACCACAGUCAGAGAGUAACUGUUUAAUACACAUACAAUAUUCUAGUUAUAUCAAAGAUGUCAAAUAGAUGAAACCUGGGGGAUUUAAGAUAUGUCAGCAAAUAUAAGUCUGAUUAGCUUCUUUGUCUGUGUUCAAUAAUUAUUACAUUGAAAUUUUAGGGGUUAUUUUCAAAUGUCAGAUUCUCUUUUGUUUUAUAUUACCAUUAUGCUACUUUUUCAUUUUUAAAUGUUCUUCAAAAUAUUGGUUGUCUCAGACAUACAUAGUUCCAUAAGAGUAGCAACUACAUUUCACACAUAGCUAAAAGUCUGCAAAGAUUUAAUGUUUGUAAUGUUAUGCAUAAAAUGAAACCAACUUAAAAAAAGUUUUUUCACGCCAAUUGCUGUAUUUUCAAAAUGGAAAUCAUUUUGCCAAAGAUUUUUGAUUCACACGGUUAUAACAAAUCUUUUAUUUAGGAAAUACAGUACCAGUGUAUAUAGCUAUUACAACAAUUAUCAUACUAGUAAGAUUGGAGUCUUCUUAUUUUUAUACAUUUUAGUCUUUGUUUUGUUUUACUGCUGCUUGUAAAACAAUCAUUCACUAGAAUGAUUUUCAGUGAUAUUUAAAGUUAAGAUAAUAGAAAGUUUGCAUUCAGAUAUUAACAUGUGACAUUAGAAGUAUGUGCAUUCCUUUUUACAAAUGUAAUGAAAAUAUUUAUUUUGAUCAAAAGUAACUUGGCUUUUCCUAAUGGCUGUUUUGCUGACUUUUGCAAUGCAGCAUUGUCAGGUGGUUUGAUUGCCUUAACGUAAUUAUUUCUGAGCUCACAGUUCAGCAGUAUUUUAUAAAAUAAUUAAUGAAAUAAAAUUCCAAAAAUAAAAAAUCCACAUUUUAAUCUGUCUAUGAAAUACUUAAACUGAAGCAUCUUCAACAAGUGAUUUAAAAUAGUUUUGAAUUUUUUCUUCAUCGCUAACGAGGAGCAGCUUUCAGAGUGAAAACAUGAACAAAGGGUAAACUAAGCUCAGUUCUUCAUUUAAUGUUAUGCAUUUCUUUUAGUAAAAUGAAUAAUAUGUUUUGAUUUCUUGGUGGAUGUGUCAGGGCACCACCACUGUCAAGCUUCUUUAAGAUGUUACUGAACAGUAUUGCCUUCUUAGAAUAUCUCUCCUUUCUUUCUUUGUUUCAUGUGUAUACUUACACAUUGUAAAAUAAAAGCAGAAAGGAAAUAAAUAUAUUUUAAUACAGCUUUUUUGGCCUUUACACAUUUUAGUUUUUUUAAGUGUUUAAAAUAUAAUUUCACAAUAAUGAAAUAUUCGUAUUGUGCAAAAAAGUUGUAAUUGAUUUGUCAGAGCAGUAAUUGAAUAGAAAUAUUAGUGCUACUUUCUCCAUGAAAGAUUAAUAUAUGUUAAACAAACUGGUUAAACUGUGUUUCCUCAAAGGAAAUAUGUAUUUUGAAUUCAUUUUAUAAUAUAAUUCAACAAUUUUUUAAAUCUUAUUUUGUGGGGAAAAAAAAUUUCAUACAUGUCCAAAUUAUGAUAGGUAUGUCAUACACUAUAAUGUUGUAUUUUGUUAACAAUUUCAAUCAAGUUUUUACUAGAGCCAGUAUUGUAACACAAUGAUUUGCUAAGAAUCGCACAUUCAUUAAAAUUUUAAAGUGAAGUCCUUUCUUAAUAACACUUGCCUAAAUAGUAAUAAAAUAAUUACUAAAUGGCAUCACUGCCAAUUAAUAUACGACUAUCUUGACAUUCUCUUUAAAUUGCUACAGAAAACAGAAGGUGUCUCAGAUAUCUUUAGUAAUAAAAAGUAAGAAGGAUAAUGUUAACCUGAAUCAGUAUAUCUUAAAAGAAGUAUUUUAAAAUGUUAAGAAUUUUAAAUCAUCACCAGUGCUACCCUUUAUGUUAAAACUGAGGAAGUAGCAUAAAUUCUGAUGUCAGUCAAUAUCUACCAAUAAAUGAUUAAAAAGACACAGUUCAAGGACCUGUGAAGUGAAAAGUAGUGUUCUAUAUACUCCCCCACUCAUUAAAUCAUGGCAGUUGAAAAUUCAAAGUGUGUGUAUGUAGGAAGGAGAG